CUGCCACUCCCAAAGGUCCGUACUAUCAAGCUACCAGCUACAUAACGGAUUGACGGUACAUCGCUGCAAACCACCUGUUCACCCCGGAUUGAAUCUUUCUUUGCGACUUGGUUUCCCGAGCUUCCGAAGACUCCAACCCAUCCUCCGUCCGUCGAUUACACUCCACCGAUUCACGCGUCACCAUGUCCACCGAACUUCUCAACCCUUCCUCCUCUGGUCGCCCCGAGACUGCUCUGCGAAUUUCACAACAGGCUCCCGACGUCCUCAAACGGACAGCAAAGACCUCGCUACCUUUCCCCUUAUCGGUUCUAUUCUCCUCCGAAAAACAAGAGACAUGGGUGGAGCUCGAGAAUCUCCUGGUCGCGUGUCUUCGGACAGGUGACGACAAAUCAGCACGGCUAUGCCUCGAUAGGCUCACCUCUCGGUUCGGCGAGCAGAAUGAGCGCAUCCUUGCUCUACGAGGACUCUAUGAGGAGGCGAUAGCACAAGAUGGCAAGGCCGUGAAUGCGAUUCUGACGACCUAUUACGAUAAUUUGCUAGCGGAGGACCCGACGAAUAUGCCGAUUCGGAAACGGCGUAUCGCCCUACUGAAGUCCAUGUCGAAGACAGGGGACGCGAUUGCCGGGCUUGUGGAGCUUCUGGUUACCUCGCCUAUCGAUGCGGAAUCAUGGGCGGAAUUGGCCGAUUUAUAUUUCUCACAAAACCUAUUCCCACAAGCGAUCUAUUGCCUGGAGGAAGUUCUCCUUAUUGUCCCAAAUGCUUGGAACAUGCAUGCUCGGCUCGGAGAGGUCCUUUUCCUAUCGGCAGAGAGCAAUUCCAAUGCAAGGGACGCUGCACUGAAGGAUCUGAGCAACUCUUUGAAGAGGUUUUGCCGUAGCAUCGAGCUCUGUGAUAAUUACCUUAGAGCAUUUUACGGACUUAAAAUGGUCUCCAGCAAACUGAUAUCGCUCCUAGAAGUGGAGACCAAGACAGUUUCGAAGGAUAAGACCGGCGAGCUUAGCGUGCCUGACAAAGCUACCGUCGAAUCCCUCAACGAAUUGGCAACCUCGAAGCUCGUGGAAAUACUUCGGAAAGGUUCGAGCGGAGAGCAUGGUUGGGAUGGCUACGAGGAUGCAGAGCUCGUUGCAAUCCAAGCGCUACUGGAUCAAACGUCGCAGAAAGUUGAGCGAUGAAGUGAGAAAGGAGGAGAAAGUGUUCUAAAACCAAGCUCAGCUUGAGAGGGAGCCGCACAGUCCGGUGGAGGAACUUCAAGGCCGUCGCUGUGGCUGUUGUAUGGGUACCGUCACACAGGAUCCAUUUCGACCGAGGGAGCAGGCGUCCUGCCUGUUAAUGGUCUUCAGUCACCGAGGAGAGUCGUCUUGGAGGUCGUUACUACAAUCGUCGGGAUGAAAAUGGUUGGGUAACCGUCCUGUCUGUACUUGAACAUGGUCAACAGGAGUGGUCAAAAAUCACACAGGACGUUUGGGGUAACUAAUGAGUACAGGAGUGAGCCUUGUAAUAGUACAUGGAGCGAUAUUCGUGCAAUUCAACGGAUGACUUCAAAUAAUCACCCAAUUAUCUUUUCAAGUCCAGGCCCAAUAUUAAUCAUAC
This is a messenger RNA of Eremomyces bilateralis CBS 781.70, 1590 nucleotides long. RefSeq lists its product as uncharacterized. Lineage: Eukaryota; Fungi; Ascomycota; Dothideomycetes; Eremomycetales; Eremomycetaceae. Gene Ontology annotation, biological process: protein folding in endoplasmic reticulum. The record is from RefSeq and is a predicted model, not a curated record. The coding region runs from base 183 to 1172 and encodes 329 amino acids. The transcript is spliced from 3 exons. Gene Ontology annotation, molecular function: protein binding. Gene Ontology annotation, cellular component: EMC complex.